Molecule: messenger RNA, 684 nt
Organism: Rhodofomes roseus
Lineage: Eukaryota; Fungi; Basidiomycota; Agaricomycetes; Polyporales; Fomitopsidaceae
Product: glutathione S-transferase
Exons: 6
Coding region: 1-684 (227 amino acids)
Source: RefSeq, a predicted model, not a curated record
AUGUCGCACGGCAAGCAGUUCACGCUCUACACCCACGGCAGCGGUCCAAAUGGCUGGAAGGUCGCAUACGUCUUGACGGAGCUUGGCCUCACCUACGAGAGCGUCUACCUCGACUUUGGCAAGCUCGAGCAGAAGUCGCCCGAGUAUACCCAGUACAACCCGAACGGGCGUAUCCCGACGGUCAUUGACCACAAGAACAACGACUUCACCAUUUGGGAGUCGAACGCGAUCAUCACCUACCUCGUCGAGAAGUACGACACCGCCCACCGCAUCUCCGCGGCGACGCCCGAAGACAAGAUCAAGCAGCUUCAGUGGCUCUUCUUCCAGGCCUCCGGCCAGGGCCCGUACUUCGGCCAGGGGAUCUGGUUCAAGGUGUACCACCCCGAGCCGGUACCUAGCGCUGUCGUGAGGUACCAGAGGGAGGCGGUGCGCGUGAUCGGCGUGCUCGACGGCGUGCUCAAGAAGCAGGAGUGGCUCGUCGGCGGGAAGCCUAGCGUCGCCGACUUUUCCUUCGUCUCGUGGACCAAUGUCGGGCUCUCUCAUGUGCUCGCAGACUUCACUGAGGCCAACAUCGAGAAGGACUACCCGCACUUCUGGAACUGGCACCAGAAGCUGAUAGCGCUACCCUCGAUCAAGAAGGUUCACGAGGAGAAGACCGCCAUUCAGGCUGCGCAGGUGCACUGA